Sus scrofa (pig) is the source of this 2227-nucleotide messenger RNA. RefSeq names its product aquaporin 10 (gene AQP10). Gene Ontology annotation, molecular function: water channel activity; glycerol channel activity; urea transmembrane transporter activity. Gene Ontology annotation, cellular component: basolateral plasma membrane; plasma membrane. NCBI's taxonomy places the organism in Eukaryota, Metazoa, Chordata, Mammalia, Artiodactyla, Suidae. Gene Ontology annotation, biological process: glycerol transmembrane transport; water transport. The record is from RefSeq and is a predicted model, not a curated record.
UCAGACAGAGAGUCAGAAGAUCUGGAUUUGAGUUCAGACUUAGCUAUUAACUAGCUGUGUGGCCUGGGGAAUUCUCAGGCUUUCUCAGGAUCCUUAUCUGAAGAGUGGGCACAAUAGCAUUCCUUUCUACAGGUCUUAUAUGAAGCAUGGUACUCCCUCCAGUUUGUCAGCAUAGGAGAAGGCUCCUCUUGGGAGGAAUGAGGAUGAAAGACAGACACUGGGCAAACUCCAGGCUCUGUUUUUGCAGAGUCUGCCCACAGACAGGAGCUAGCUAUGUGACAGCAGUGUGCCUAUGCAGACAGAGGGAGCAGCGACCAGAGAUCGGGUGUCCUCACCAUGGCCUACACUCUGUCCCUGGCCAAACUCAAGGAACGGCUCCGGAUCCGCAACCUCCUGGUCCGGCAGUGCCUGGCAGAGUUUCUAGGUGUGUUUGUGCUCAUGCUCUUCACCCAGGGGUCUGUGGCCCAGGCAGUAACCAGUGGAGAAACUAAAGGCAACUUCUUCACCAUGUUUCUGGCUGGCGCUCUGGGCGUUAUACUAGCCAUCUACGUUGGUGGUAAUGUCUCAGGGGGCCACCUGAAUCCAGCCUUCUCCCUGGCCAUGUGUCUCUUGGGACGCUUCCCCUGGGCCAAGUUUCCCAUUUACUCCUUGGUGCAGUUGGUGUCUGCUUUCUGUGCCUCUGCAGUCACCUAUGCACUCUAUUACGAUGCCCUACAGAACUAUACAGGUGGGAACCUGACAGUGACUGGUCCCAAGGAGACAGCCUCCAUCUUUGCCACCUAUCCUGCCCCUUAUCUAUCCUUGAGCAAUGGCAUCCUGGAUCAGGUUCUGGGCACCUGGUUGCUGAUGGUGGGGAUCUCAGCUAUCCUGGACACACGGAACAAGGGAGUGCCUGCAGGUCUGGAGCCUGUGGUAGUGGGGUUGCUGAUCCUGGCCAUUGGGCUAUCCAUGGGUGUCAACUGUGGGUACCCGAUGAACCCUGCCCGGGACCUGGGCCCACGGCUCUUCACCUAUGUGGCCGGCUGGGGUCCUGAAGUCUUCAGCGCUGGUAAUGGUUGGUGGUGGGUGCCUGUGGUGUGUCCUCUGGUGGGGGCCGCUCUUGGCACAGCCACAUAUCAGCUGCUGGUGGCUCUGCACCAUACUGAGGACUCAGAGACAGCUCAGGAAGUAAACUGUGCCCAACCUGAAGUCUCAGCCAGAGAAAGUCCUGCUGCAACUCAGAUGUGGACGAGUAAGCUGUGAUUCUGACAUGACAGUUCUCAUGGACAUUGAAGACGGCUGGAGACCUCUGCCUGAUGACAAGACGUUCUUUCUCUUUAUUAAUACACCAGGCCCUGGGAAGCUUCUCUGUUUAUUCAUUUAGUCAUCGCUUCCUCCUAAACUGAGGAGGAUCAGGUAGAGCGGGAUCCCGUUUAGGACCCAGGCUUUUCAUCCCCUCCUUCCCCAUGCAGGUUUUCAGACCCCAGGACUUCCAGGAACGUAGUUCCUCAAAGUAGCCGCAAGAGGGUGCGCACCCUGGAAACCGGAUUGGGAAGGCUGAGGGAAUCUGCAGGGUGGUGGAGGCCAUCCAUCCAGUUCGGAGCAUAACGCAGGGGACCUCCUCCAAAGCUUAGUCCCCACUGCCUGACUUUCAGUUCUCCUAACCUCAGCGCCGUCCGCCUUGAUGCUCACUGGGGCACCUCGCCUAGAUUCAGCCACCCCCAGACAGUAGUUAGGAGUGGGCGAACAGCCUCCACCAAGGGGGCGUGGUGGUACGGGGAGAAGGAACACAGCCGCCAGUGGAACACAGCCAUUCAAGCGCCUAGAGUCUGGGGGAGCUAGGCGGAGAAAGUGAGGCACGAGCCAAUGCCUAGACUUUCCAGACGGUGUCAUUCAAUCAACGGGUGAACUACAAUGACAUGAGCCAGGGCGAGGAGAGAAGGUGAAGGGACAGAGGGCUCCGAGGGAAAUCAGUGUAGGGGCAAGGGACAGCUGGCGCGGAGGAAAAAUCUCGUCGCUCACCGCUUCCCAACUCUCACACACCUCCUUGAAGAAGACGCUCUUUUAGCAGAGAAGCAGCGUCCUUCUAUUUCCACUCUUUAAAAAGCAAAACUCAGCCCUACCUUGCCUCCAGACUUUUUUUUUUUUUUAAUGCGGGAUAAAUCUGGGAGUGGGUGGGCGGGCACCGCGGCCGCGUACCGCCGAGCAUCGCAGGGGUUAAGACCCUCCCCCUGCCCCGCACAAAGAU